AUGCCUAACACCAAGACUGUACGAGUCCCACAUCUUGGUGGCGUUGAUGCUGCCUACCAGAUGCCCAAGCCGUAUGACGGGAGCAAGCCAACACUGGUACUCGUCAACAGCUUCACCACAUCAUCAGAACUGUACAGAAGCCAAUAUGCCAAUGCUGAGCUCAACAAUGCCAUGAAUCUCAUCGCCAUCGAAUUGCUUGGUCAUGGCCAAACGCGCACCAAGUCCGAAAACUUCACCUACUGGGACACUGCGAUCAUGAGUCUGCAGGUUCUCGAUGCUCUUAACAUCAAAGGCAAGGUUUUCGUCCUCGGUACAAGCCAGGGAGGAUGGAUUUGCGUACGAAUGGCGUUACUGGGGCCUGAAAAGAUUGCCGGUAUUAUCCCUCUAGGCACAUCGAUGGACUAUGAGAGUGAAAGGACAAGGCUGCUUGGCUGUUGGGAUCCCCUCGAUCCGCUCGCACAAAGCAUCAACGAAUGGACCACGAAUGAGGUCACCCAGGACUUCAAGCCCUCCGAGGAUUACUGCAACUUUUUGAUCGACAUCGGAUUUGGCAAGGGUAUAUCUGCCGACGAUCGGAAGUUCUGGAUUGACACAAUCCAGUCAAAUUAUGCCGGUGAUGACGGCCGACGCCGCGCUCGCAUGGCGGCCAUCAAUUUGAGAGAGCGUGAUGGUCUGCACAGCAGACUGUUCGACGUUCGUUGUCCUGUCUUGUGGAUGCACGGCACAUCCGAUGCUGUCUAUAGCGUUGCGAAUGCGCAGGAGGAGAUCAAGUUCUUUGUGAACAGCCCUGAUGCAAAGUUGCAAGUCGUGCAGGAUGGUCAGCAUUUCUUGAGCUUCAGCCAUCCGAAGGAAGUCGAUGGUGCCCUGUUGGACUUUGUUGGCAGGUAUAGCAAGUAA
This is a messenger RNA of Fulvia fulva, 897 nucleotides long. RefSeq lists its product as uncharacterized. The record is from RefSeq and is a predicted model, not a curated record. Gene Ontology annotation, molecular function: catalytic activity. NCBI's taxonomy places the organism in Eukaryota, Fungi, Ascomycota, Dothideomycetes, Mycosphaerellales, Mycosphaerellaceae. The coding region runs from base 1 to 897 and encodes 298 amino acids. The transcript is spliced from 5 exons.